Messenger RNA from Mycena citricolor, 1221 nucleotides. The record is from the annotation of a GenBank genome assembly. NCBI's taxonomy places the organism in Eukaryota, Fungi, Basidiomycota, Agaricomycetes, Agaricales, Mycenaceae.
AUGUUAACUCUCACCACUUUUGUCAGACUUGCAACCCUGGUUGCAGUAGCCGCUGCUGCUCCCAGCAACUUCACAAGAACCGAGACGGCCAAGCGUUCGACGUGCACUGUGAACAGCGUAUCAAGUGCUUCGAACUUGAAGAGCUGCAGCAACGUCGUCAUCGAGGGCUUCACUGUGCCCUCGGGAUCGACGCUCAACAUAGAGGCCGCCAGUGGCGCCACUGUUACCAUGACCGGUGAUAUCGUCUUUGCGAAAACCUCCUGUGAGUCUUGCUCCGAAAUAUCCUACCGGAUGGGUGAUGAUGCCUGCCAGCCGCUGGUCCUCUCAUCACAUUCAACACCAACAAUAUCAAUUUCAACGGCGGAGACCAUAAUAUUAAUGCAAGGUAACGGCGCGGCCUACUGGGACGGCAAAGGCACUAAUGGGGGUUCAACUAAGCCCCAUCCCUUCGUCAAAUUCAAGGGCUCCGGCACCUUUUCGUUCGUCACCGUUCUCAACUCGCCUGCUCAGGCCAUCUCCGUUGGUACGACCGGAGCGUCUAUCAUCGAACGAGUCACUGUGGACAACUGUGCGCAUACUCCAGACCAAGCUGUGUGUGUCGAGACUGACGGGAGAUAUGCAGCGGCUGGAGCCUCACUCGGACAUAACACUGACGGAUUCGAUGUCAGCGCGUCUGACUUGACCAUCUCCCAGUGCACGGUCAUCAACCAGGACGACUGCGUCGCCGUCAACAAGGGAGACAACAUCUUGGUCGAAGACACCACCUGCACGGGCAGUCAUGGAAUCUCCAUCGGAUCGAUCGCGUCCGGGCACUCAGUUACGAACUUCAAGGCGGCGCGCAACAAGAUCACCGGUGGGCUGUACGGUCUGCGCAUCAAAGUCGACAAGAGUGCGAAGAAUGCCAAAGUGUCAGGUGUCACAUAUGAAGCUAACACCAUUUCGGGCAUCUCUGACUACGGUGUCCUGAUCACUCAGAGCUACCCAGCCAAUGACGGCAGUCCAGGCAGCGGGGGUCCGAUCUCUGAUGUCGCGUUCAUUGGUGGGACAACCACUGUCGCAGUAGACAGCAGUGCCAUGUCCGUCGUCGUCGACUGUGGCGCUUGCUCCGGAAACUGGGACUUUUCCGGCCUCGAUGUCACGUCUGGCGGGAAGGGACACAGCAUUUCUGCAAACAACGCCCACGUCACCUUGGUCAGGCCGCCUACCCUACCCAAAUGGUAG